Aspergillus glaucus CBS 516.65 is the source of this 933-nucleotide messenger RNA. RefSeq lists its product as uncharacterized. The transcript is spliced from 4 exons. NCBI's taxonomy places the organism in Eukaryota, Fungi, Ascomycota, Eurotiomycetes, Eurotiales, Aspergillaceae. The record is from RefSeq and is a predicted model, not a curated record. The annotation marks the transcript as partial.
AUGGCUUUGAAUUCAGCCAUUCUGGCGAUUUUCGGUCCGCCGCCGGAUAGCAUUUAUGUGGCCGACAGCCGUAUAGGAGAGAACAAUGCCGCAGUCAUUGCUCUCUUAUGCCUGGCGGCUGUAGCGGUUAUUCUGCGAUUUGUUGCCAGGAUAUCGCUGCGGAAUCCUUUGAUGGCGGAUGACUGGGCGAUUCUAAUCGCUUUGCUACUUGUAGGUGCAACAGCUGGCCUGAGUAACUCAGGCGGCGCCGUAGGAGCCGGGAAGCAUGUUUGGGGAAACACUCUAGACAGCCUGACUAUGAUAUUCAAAGUCCUAUAUGCAUACACCUUCGUCUACGCAGCCGCCUGCGCCUCCACCAAAAUCUCCAUCCUAAUGUUCUACCUCCGCGUCUUCACGCCUCUCGAUCCGGCCCUCAAAAUAGUCAUCUGCUUCGGUUUCUUCCUCACUCUCUCAUAUCCACUCACGAUCUGGGUGACCAUGGCGAACUGUUGCCGGCCGGUAUCAUAUUUCUGGAACAAGUUUAGCGGUGCCGAGGGGAAGUGUAUCAAUGUUAACCAGUUCUUUCUCGCGUUGGGGAUUAUCAAUAUGUUGAAUGAUUUCAUCGUUCUCCUGAUCCCGUUUCCGCGGAUCGUGACGCUGCAGAUGAGCAUACGGAAAAAGGUUGCUAUUUGUGGGAUUAUGGCAGUGGGCCUCUUUGCUUGCGUCGCCAGCAUCGUCCGCAUCCACUACCUCUCCCUCUUCACACACGCAAUCGACGUCACCUGGUUCAUGGGCCCGGUAUUCAUCUGGUCCACCAUCGAACCCUGCGUGGCAAUCGUCUGCGCCUGUCUACCGCACUUAGCACCUCUCGCCAGGCAAGUCCACGAGUCCGUUUUUACUAGUCUGGGUUCGAGGGAGAAAUCCAAUUCUGCGUCGGUGAGUAGGCCGUGGAAG